Setaria italica (foxtail millet) is the source of this 734-nucleotide messenger RNA. RefSeq lists its product as uncharacterized. Lineage: Eukaryota; Viridiplantae; Streptophyta; Magnoliopsida; Poales; Poaceae. The transcript has 3 exons. The coding region runs from base 96 to 383 and encodes 95 amino acids. The record is from RefSeq and is a predicted model, not a curated record.
AACACCACCACCAUCCAGCGUCAUCUCAUCCCCGUUUGGCCAUUCAGAAUUCCUUUCGCCUCAUUCCGAACCCGCGGCUGUGAGCCUGUGACGAAAUGGCGCGCCACGCCGGGAAGCCCUUCCUCUUCGCGCUCCUCCUCGUGCUGUCCGGCCUCAUCCUCCUCCCGCUCGCCUCCUCCGUCCCCACGCCAAGAAGCUUACGCUUGGGGAACCCGCAGCAGCACCCGCCGGCUCUGAAGCUUGCUUUUUCUCAGCAGGAGAUGGCGAUGGCGGCGAGGAACCUCGGCCGGCGGGCGGCUAGGAUGGCCGUUGAGGUGAACGACUACCAACCGUCCGGCCCCAACAACCGCCAUGACCCGCCCAAGGGUCCCGGGAGAGCGUGAACACGGAGCUGGACCCAGCAAUAAUCCUUCAUCUUCACCAAAUCACCAGUAGUACAAAGUUUGCUCCUGUGUUCUAAAAUGGUAGCAGAAACGGAAUCACCUCGUAGUUACAGAAGGGGUGGGUGUGAGUGUGAUCAGUGCCUGUCCAUAUACCGUGUCCGUGUGCGUGCGCGUGUGUCGGGCAGCACAUCGAUCGGCUGGCUGUUCUUAGGUUUGUUCGUCGGAACUGCAGGUCGAUCGGUUUCUCGUGCUGCAGGUGUCGAGAAUACAGUGCUGCCAGAUAAUUCAGCCUCUGUUCCUCCGAUCUUGUCAUGGAUUAUUUAGAGCACUAAUUUGAGAUGAGUGGCAUCA